CCUUUCCUGUCCCUUUUCUGAUCUCCUCAAGAUUCAUACCACCUCAUGAGUACUGUACUACAAAAUCUGCAAAAAUCUGCACUAAACUUGGCGAUCAAGAUUCUCUCUCUCCGCUCUCCGGUCGAAGUCAAACGAAAUAGGCUGUUGCCCUGCGUGAUCGGCUGAUCCUACUGGCCAGUAGAAGUGUAUAAACCCACAGGCCAGUAGCUGCUCUGCUGCAUCGAGACAUCAGAGCCGAAGAAACCAGCUCGCGAAUGGACCAGGACCAAGAACAGACACAGCCAGCCGCGGCGAAGGCACCCGUGGAGGUCACGCUCCGGCGGUUCGAGCUCUCCGACGUCGAGGCCAUGAUGGCGUGGGCGUCAGACCCGCAGGUCGCCGCCGCCUGCCGCUGGGACCCUUACGAGUCCACGGAGCCGCUGCUCGCCUUCAUCCGGGACGUCGUGCUCCCGCACCCGUGGUUCCGCGCCGUCUGCCUCGCCGGAGAGUCCCGGCCCGUCGGGGCCGUGUCCGUGACGCCGACGGACGACCCGUGCCGGGCCGAGCUGGGCUACGUGCUGGCGCGCUCGCACUGGGGCAAGGGCGUGGCGACGGCCGCCGUGAAGCGGACGGUGGCUACGGUGUUCGGCGAGGUGAAGGGGCUGGAGCGCGUGGAGGCGCUCGUGGACGUGGCGAACCCAGCGUCGCAGCGCGUGCUGGAGAAGGCCGGGUUCCGGCGGGAGGCCGUGCUGCGGAAGUACGCCGUGCUCAAGGGCGCCGUCAGGGACAUGGUCAUGUUUAGCUUCAUCGACACCGACCCACUGAUCUCCUGAUUCACGCGUUCGUGGAUGUAAAAACGCAUUGCUUGCUCAUGUGCCUGAGCGUGUGAACCAGCUGCUGCAGACUUGCUGCUGAAUGCAUCGGCGUCUCAGCCGAAUCUUCAGUGCUGUUUCUUUAGUUUGUUCCUUCUUUUACGGCGCAAUUUACUGGCCAUCCAUCAAACAGCGUUCGAUUUUCGCGAAAAA
This is a messenger RNA of Phragmites australis (common reed), 1004 nucleotides long. RefSeq lists its product as uncharacterized. Bases 255 to 812 code for a protein of 185 amino acids. Gene Ontology annotation, molecular function: acyltransferase activity, transferring groups other than amino-acyl groups. The record is from RefSeq and is a predicted model, not a curated record. Lineage: Eukaryota; Viridiplantae; Streptophyta; Magnoliopsida; Poales; Poaceae. The transcript has a single exon.